UCAGUCGCCGGUCUGGUUCGGUCUGGCCAACGCUCGCCUCCAAACGGCCUCUGCUGCUUUUGGUGUUGAUGACCACUGCUCUGUCUCUUUGCUGCUGUGCCAUGUGUGGACGACCUGUCCUCCGUGUAUGUGUGUGUGUUUGUGCCUCUUCCAAAGGCCCUUGAGGGGCACCGCUGGUAGUGUUUGCGCUUCCGAAUUCCUAAGUGGUCUUGGUUUUUUCCCCGUGUGAAGGAAUUUAUCCCUGUUUGUUGAAAUGUGAGAGAUCUCGCAAGCAUUUGCUCCCCACCCCAUCUCUCGCUGGAGGGAUAACGAUAGUGCCUUUGAGGAUUAUUUACAGAUAUUGAAAGUUAUGCAAUUGAGAUAGUUAUUACCGUAAAUAAACUGUCGAAACAUGAACUCAUAAAUCUUAUAAAAAAAAAUUACCCGAAUGAAGUGUUAUUUGUGAUUUGUAUAGAGGGUGCUCGCCUUCCCAAUAACGUGUGGAUUAUCCGAUAAGUGAUGAUAUCCUUUCAAAUGACAGAGAUUGAAAACUGAUUUAGUGAAAAUGGCACUUCGUGGAAAAUAUACCGGACAAGCCGUUAAUUGUGUGUGCGUACGUUUGUUCGUUUACCCUCUGCUGUGACGUCAUCAUCGUUGCCGAGUCAUCGACUUUUGAGAUAGUGCUCCACCAUGAGGAUUGUUUAUCACUAUGGCUGGUACACUGGCACCUUCACCGUUGUGGGACCCGACCAGGCAUCGAGAACGGAGUACGUCAGGAAUAAGCUCAACCAAAUGAGGGAAGGUGCAAAAAGCAAGCCAGUCUUGCUGGUGAUAUCCUUAGCAGGUGUCAAGGUCUGCAGCCCUGAUGGAAAGGCCGAGGAGUUGAACAGCAUCGUUGGGCACGCCUUCCGCCUUGCCUACGCCGCCCACCUUCAGAAAUCCGGGGCUACCAUCCGAGAUGUGAUCCCCACCCACGCCCACGGCAACACCCCUCCUCCUCCACUCCCGCACACCUUAGCUCAUUCCCACAACCACCCGCACACGCACACGCCCUCGCCCUCAGGCACACCCACACACACCCACACGCAUCACACACACAACAUCCACACACCACCGCACAACAAAAGGUCGUGUGAGCAUCAUUGUUCCUCAUCAUCCUUACAGGGUGCCGCAGCCUCUCGCGAUUCUAGUCCAAGCCCCAACAUGAGAACGCCUGGUAGCCCCGCCUUAGCCCAAAGCCCCUCGCACGGUUCGCUAGGAGGCCUACAGAAACCUUCCUCACUGCCAGGCCUUCACACUCAUCCCGAAAAUGACAAUAUUUUACAUUCGCCCGACAGCGAAAACAGUAACAGCCCGUCUGAGCUUAACAGCACCAAAAGACUGGCCGACAAGCCGCCGCUCAUCAAGAAGCUGAGUGUGACCUUGGAAUCCACUCUCAACCUGGAGGAAGACCUUCGCCCCCUAGUCACCUCGUCGUCGUCCUCGUCUUCGCCUUCGUGUCACACCACCACCUGCGUCACCACCGGCUCCAGCUCCUCCUCCACCACCAGCACCGCCGUCGUCGGGUACGUCAACGAGAAAGUCAGCGACGCCGUCGUGCCCAGUGUGGUCUCGUCUGCCGAUGUACAGGAACACCAGGAAAAUGAUAACAAGUGCCGCAUUUCCGACGAUGUGAAGUUAAAGCGCAUCUCUCAAAUAUCCGUCAGCUCAAGUGCUUCGUCAGGAGUGGUGGGUCUUGAUGUGUCCACGUCUAGCACACGGUCUGCGACUCCGCCCCCUCUCCCCGAACGCUCAGAUUCGCUCACUCCCCCAGAGGAACCACACCUCAAGACAGCUGCUUGGUUCCAGGCAGGAAUUCCCAGAGAGAUUGCCCUCGAGGUGUUGAGUCAUGAGCCUGUUGGAGCUUUCAUGGUGAGAGAGUCCACGAGCAAGCCAGGGUGCUACGCCCUCAGUCUAAGGGUGCCACGAGAUUUUACAGUCUCGGGAAUUGCGCAUUAUCUCAUUGUCAAGACCAAUAGAGGCUACAAAAUAAAGGGCUUCACAAAGGAGUUCAGCACCUUGACAGCAUUGAUCACCCACCAUUCUGUUAUGCCAGAACUUCUACCUUGCCCAUUGUCACUGAGCAGAUACAACCCAACAUUCACUAAUGAUGACCAAAACAGAAACGAUUCAAAUGACGAUGAUCCUGACUACAACACACUUUCUGAUUUUAGAAAAAUGAUGGCAGACUUGAAUGUGUGAGAAAAUAAAUUGGAAGCUUAAAAAUUUUUCUGUGACCUUAGCUACUGCAGUAUAUUGGUAAUUCUUAAAAUAGGUUUUACAAGUUACAGAAUUGGAGUCUGUGGGAAAACCAAUCCCAUAUAUUUUUGUAAGAAAAUCCUCUAUUGUGCAGAUGUUUUAAAACAAUGAUAAAACAGUCUCUGUGUGUGUGCAUUAUUUUUUGACAGUUUUUUUUAGCAUGAGCUAUCAAGUUUCAGAGCUACUGAAAAGAAAUUGUUUGAUGAGAAUGUUGCUAUUAAUGGGAAAGACAUUUAUAAUGCCUGUGUAGUUUUAAUGACAAAAAGGGAUGAAUUAAGUAAUACAGUACUUGUAAUGAACACAAGGCAUGCAGUUGUAGUGUUGGUGAAAAUAAUGUGUUGAUGUUGAACAUUGUUUUCGAGACAAAAACAAAGAAAUACAAUUACUGUAAAAAAAAAAACAAUGAAAUACAUUUACUGUAAUGUUCAGAAAUGAGAAAUGUCCAGUGAUUAAAGGUGUUCAUGUUAAAUCAUCAAAAAUGUAAAUCACUUUUGCAAGCUUGGAAUAUGUUUUGGUGGAUUCCAGCCAUUUCAGAGGUAGUUGAAAGGAGAUGCUACAUAAACCAAGAUAUUACAGCACUUUAUUAAUUGAUAUAUGCUGGAAAAUGAACCCAUUACAUUAGCUUUCUUUUCCUGUGCCAUAUCCCCAUUCUAUACAAGGUAUUUAUAUAUUUUAAAGGAAAUUAUUUUAUCAAAAUUGCAGGUACAGAUGAGGGAGUCCAUUAUUUUGUUAUAAAGUUAGUUAACUAAUGUUCAAAAAAGUACACAUUUAAAGUAUCGUUAUGUUCAAAUCUGGGAGCAAGUGUAUCAGAGGCUGUGCUAAUAUUGAUUGUACAUUGUACACAUUUUAAACUAUCCCCUUCUUAAUGUUGAAAUUAAGCAUGCAGAUUUCCAUGAUAUAUACCAGUAACCUACAUGGUUCUGUUUUCAUGCAGAACACUAUGCUAGGAAAUGUACUGCCUGUAAUUUGUAGUUAUACUGCAAAAGUUAAAAAUUUACAAAGUAACAAUAUUGCACCACCUCUGGGGUAGUUUGACAUGGUAAACCUUUGGACUCGUCUUGCUAUAGUUUAUCCUAGACUUCUGUAACUCCUUGCUAUAGUUUAUCCAAGACUCCUGUAACUCCACAGUGUUAUUGCUCCUCUGAAACAAGAAGGAUACACCUAUAUUCUAGCUUGGGCAAAUCAGCUAAUUGUUAGCAUCUUCCAAAGAGCUUAGAGUAAUCCCUUGUCAAAGCUUUAUUGUGAUAAUCAGCAAUUUACAGGAACCCCCAGGUGUGUAGCACAUUAUAAUUAUACUCUUGGACGAAUUCUUGAACACCAUUUUAUGCGUGAGGAGUUUAACAAAAAAAAAAAUCCUUAACAUAAAAACCCCUCAAAUUGAUGUUUCAGAAUUCGGUCAUUUCUUUACGCUGCAAAAGUCAUUUAAUGUGAUAUAUAUAUAUAAAUAUAUAUAACUUGUAUAUGUAUAUUUUAUACUUGUAUCAACAGAUACUUUUUUGGUUUACUUUGUAAUCACAAGGGCAAAGAUGAAGUGCUACUGAUUUUAUGUAGAGACAUAUGCCCCUGUAGAAAGAGGUGUAUGUUUGUGACAGCCAAAUGGAAUGACAGUGUAUAGUCAUGGUCUACUGUUAUGAAUAAAGUAGAAUAUGGCAAAGCCUUGAGAGCUUCUUUGUAGUAGAUAAUUCAGAUUAUUUUAUUUGAUGAACUGCUGAAAUUUUUCUUUUAAGCACAGAAUUUUUUUUUAAACUAAUUCCAAAAAAGGCCAGAAAUUAAUUUUUUGGCUACUAAAUUCACUCUUGCUUUGACUUGAUGAAAUGUUGCUUUUCAAAAUUAGGCAUUUUAUCAAGACGCUAUCCAAGAUAAAUGACAAGGGAUACAGUAUGUAUGUUCCUCAAUUUUGUUUUAUAGGCUACCAGUUGUCAUUAUUCUAUAUGGUUCUACAACUUUUUAUGCAUACUAUAAGUAACUGCAAAAAGGAAAGAAACACUGUUUAAGUUGAACAAAAAUGACACUGUGGUGUCGUGUCAUAGAAAUUUUUGAACGACAGUUUUAAUGUGCAUAUUUCUCCUGUCUCUUCCUCGAUUAUUAGGUAUUGUUUUCCUUUAUCUUGACUGUCUCCAGAAAAAUAUACUGCCUCUUUUUUUUUUUUUUUUUACUGUUUGAGAGAUUCAUUUGUUUGUUUGUUUAUCAUUUUUUAAUCCAUGCAUCAUGUGUUCCAUUAUUAUAUCAUUUUCUCUCAAAUUUUGUUAUAUUUCUAGCAUAAUCUUGUCUAACUUUGCUUCACUAAUGUGUGCAGCAUGUAUAUGUGUAAUAUAUACUAUAUAGAUCCUACUCACAUACAGUAAUAUUGUAUCAUCAAAAUUAUGUUAAUAAAGUCAAAGAUUGUA
Messenger RNA from Macrobrachium nipponense, 4664 nucleotides. Its product is annotated as EGFR adapter protein-like. The record is from RefSeq and is a predicted model, not a curated record. Lineage: Eukaryota; Metazoa; Arthropoda; Malacostraca; Decapoda; Palaemonidae.